Molecule: messenger RNA, 2938 nt
Organism: Ochotona princeps (American pika)
Lineage: Eukaryota; Metazoa; Chordata; Mammalia; Lagomorpha; Ochotonidae
Gene: PARP9
Product: poly(ADP-ribose) polymerase family member 9
Exons: 11
Coding region: 176-2626 (816 amino acids)
Biological process (GO): positive regulation of type II interferon-mediated signaling pathway; negative regulation of gene expression
Cellular component (GO): nucleus; cytoplasm
Molecular function (GO): transcription corepressor activity; ubiquitin-like protein ligase binding; NAD+ poly-ADP-ribosyltransferase activity
Source: RefSeq, a predicted model, not a curated record
UACUUACCAUAUCUUUUCCAUUCAUUCCUUGAACUGGGUCACCAUCUCUGAGAACAAUGAAUGCCUCAGACUGCAAAGCAGAGGGAGGACAUUUCAAGAGCCUUCCCCCAUUUGGGACCUGGAGGACGGCCUCUGUCAAGGACACUGGGGCAGCUGCUUACCACCCACCAUCAGAAUGCAUAUUAUGUUUUCCUUUUUCAAAUCUCUGAGAGAAGACCACUGCCUAUCAACUGAUGAGAUUAGCACUUUUGGAGAAAACUCUUGUUGGCAAAUUCGCAUACAUCACCAAGUUUUCAAAAUUUUUAAAAAGAAUGAGAGUCAGCUGUGUGAAGUCCUGCGGAAUAAGUUUGGCUGUGUCUCCACCCUGGUCUCGCCAGCUGUGGAAGUUAACAGCCGCUCCCCACAGGUCUUCUGGAAAUGGCUCACCCCACAGCUCAAGUUAUCAGUCUGGAAAGAUGACCUCACCACCCACGCUGUGGACGCCGUGGUAAACGCAGCCAAUGAAGAUCUUAAUCAUGGGGGAGGCCUGGCUAUGGCCUUGGUGAAAGCUGGUGGCCAUGAAAUUCAAGAUCAGAGCUUCAGAUUUGUUGCUGCGUAUGGUAAAGUACCAGCUGGAGAGAUAGCCAUCACUGGUUCAGGGAAGCUACCCUGCCAACUGAUCAUCCAUGCCGUUGGGCCUCGGUGGACCAACAAGGAUGCACAGGGUUGCAUUAAUAAGCUGCAGAGGGCCAUUUUGAAUAUUCUAGAUUAUGUCAGCAUUAGAAACCCAAAAUUUGAGUCUGUGGCAAUUCCAGCCCUGAGCUCUGGGAUUUUCCAGUUCCCUCUCGAAUUGUGUGUACGUACCAUUGUAGAAACUAUCAAUUUUUACUUCCAAAAGAAUCAACCAGACUGUAACCUGAAAGAAAUUCACCUGGUGAGCAAUGAGGAUCCUACUGUUGCUGCCUUUAAAUGUGCUGCAGAAAACAUCCUGGGGAAGAAUGAGCUGGGGUGCUGUGGGACAGAAGGAAUGCCUCCUCCUUUGGAUAGGAAACUCCUGACUUGCAAGAACCUGACUCUUGAGAUUGUCCAGAAGGGCAUAGAAGAGCAGACGACAGAUGUAAUUGUUAAUUCUGUAAGCCUACCUAAUCUUACAAAUGGAGCGGUGUCAAAAGCAAUUCUACAAAAGGCAGGAGAUGAAAUACAAUUAGAAUUUGACAAAGAGAUUAAACAGCGUAAGAAGUCCCAGGCAGUAGUGGUCACAAAAGGAUUUGAAUUGUUUUGUCAAUAUGUAUUCCAUGUAGUCUGGAAUGAAAGAAAAUGUGAAGAUCAGGUGAAACGAGCAAUGAAAACCUGUUUGGAAAAAUGCCUUGAGCUAAACGUAACUUCCAUUUCCUUUCCUGUGCUUGGAAACAGAAAGUUUUCUAUGGACAAGGCUGCAGUGGCUAAGAUUAUGUUUGAUGAAGUUGUAAAAUUUGCCAAAGACAAAUGGAAAAAACAGUUAACUGUAAAGUUUGUCAUUUUUCCAGGCGAACUGGAUACAUAUAAGGCUUUCACAACUGAAAUGACAGAGACGAACAAGAUGUUGGGACUCAGUUACCAGGUGCCCAAGUGGACAGUACCUGAGGCAAAAUAUCCUACUAUGGAUCUAAUGGGACGCAACAGUGAGCAGAUGUGUGAAGCCCAGGCAUGGAUCCUGAAGAUGAAGACCCUGUGGGACCACCACAUCAUUGAGAACAAUCAUAUUUUUUACCUUGGGAAGAAGGAAUAUGACAUUUUGUCUCAACUUCAAGAAAACACAGGUGUCUCCAUCUGUGAGAUUCUCAAUCCAGGAAGAGCAUGUUUGGAGAUUAAAGGAGCCCAGGCUGAUCUCAUCCAGGGGAUCAUGAACAUUGAACACAUGCUGUGUGAAGUCCAGGAGGAAGUGGCGAGAAAAAAGGAGCAAGCCCUGUGGAGCUUAUUGGGACAGUGGACUGGCCAACAACCAACAAUCCAGGAGGAAAAGAAAGAAAAAAUCAGAUUUAUGAGAUAUGAGGUGACUUUACCUGAAGACCAAAAGAAAGAGUUUCAAAAAUGUGGUUUGCAGGUGAUAAAGGUGGAGAAGAUUGAUAAUUCACUUCUCCUGGCUGCCUUCCAAAAUACGAAGAAGAUGAUGGAAGAGAGAAAGCACAAGGAUCCCGUGAGCCACAGGUUGUUUCAGCAAGUCCCAAGGCAGUUCUGUGAUCUGAUCUGCAGAGUUGGCUUUCACAGAAUGUAUUCUGUGCCCAGGGAUCCCACAUAUGGAGCUGGUAUAUACUUCACCAGAAAACUCAGAACCCUAGCAGACCAAGCCAAGAAUAUCCCUGCCAAAGACAAACUGAUCUAUAUUUUUGAAGCUGAAGUACUCACAGGCUCCUUCUGCCAGGGUAAGCGGUGUCAUGUCGUCCCCCCACCACUGAGUCCCGGAGACAUCAACAGUCAUGACAGCGUGGUUGACAGUGUCUCCGACCCUGACACUUUUGUGAUUUUUAGUGGAACACAGGCCAUGCCUCUGUUUUUGUGGACUUGCACACAGACGUAUGUGCCGCACCAGAAUUAUUCAUCGGGACCAGUGAUGCUCUUGUCCCCGCAGCCUUGGGGGAGACCUGCAAGUGGCAGCUCUGUUGAUUGAUCUCCAUAUCAUCAUUUUAAGCAUCGGAAAGCCCUUGUUUUUUCAGGCAAAGAAUUAACCAAAGACCACCAAUGACUCAAACAGUGAUUUGAUUUAUGGAAAAUAUCCUAUGAUGGAACCUUAAGGGAAUGAUUAUAUAUAUGAUAACUCUUUUCUAAAAUAAUAGCAUCGUCAAAAUAAAACAAGGUAGACAGGUAUAGUUGCCUUGUGAGAGGCUUGCAGGUUAAUUACUUCCUCUACUAAUAGCAUAGAUAUGAAUCAGCAUGAAAAUUCAUGCAAUUUAAUUUGGUUAUUUAAAGAAGUAGACAAAAA